Callithrix jacchus (white-tufted-ear marmoset) is the source of this 3385-nucleotide messenger RNA. RefSeq lists its product as uncharacterized. The record is from RefSeq and is a predicted model, not a curated record. NCBI's taxonomy places the organism in Eukaryota, Metazoa, Chordata, Mammalia, Primates, Cebidae.
UGCACACGCUCUGGGAUCCAGGUAUGUUGGCCGUGGGAUAAUUUCCUGUUUGACUUCUCCCACGGAGGGAAAAACUCAGCUUUCCCUUUGCUCUCACACCGCAACAAUAAUCAACACAGAAGAUAGCUCUGACCACAUGUGUGGGGGUUUUUCCUCCACCAACAAGCAAGCAAGCCGUUCUGCAGCAGACACCAGCUGUGCGUUCUCAUUCAACUGUGACCCUGUCUACCUGGAGAUAGUGUGAGAUCCCACAGGAUGAGGGCCCAGUCCCCAGGACUGCCCCCACCCUGCCCCGUUGCUGAUGCCAGCUGCAAACCCCAGGUUAUUUUGGCUGUGCUUCUGAUCAACUGGCUAUAAAUCAGGGUUCCCAUGACUCCUCCUAGGGGCUAUUAAUUUGCUAAAAUGGCUCACAGAACUCAGAGAAACACUUAGGUUUACUAGUUUAUUACAAAGGAUAUUUUAAAGGGUACCAACAGUCAGAAGAAGACAAGACAUAGAGGGAGUGCCGGAAGGGUGUGGAGCUCUGGGGCUUCUGUCCCCGUGGAGUUGGCAUAUGCCCCCCCGCCCCUCCCCCCACCGCACAUGGAUGAGCUCUUGUUUACCUUCCUGUCAGCCUCCGUGGGUUUAGCUACUGGGAAACUUUCUGAGUCCUGUCCUUUCAGGAUUUUUUUUCUGGAAGCUUCAUGAUGUAGCCAUGACUGAUUAAACCAUUGGCCAUUAGAGAUCCCCUUAGCCAUCAGCCCCUCACCCCCUCCCAGGCUGGGCUGGGCUGAAAGUUCCACCCCUCUAAUCCUGUCUCGGGCUGUCCAGUGACCAGCCUCGUCCUGAAGCUGCCUGGGUUGCCAGCCAGUCAUAAGCAUACAGAAAUAAGUCACUCUGGAGAUUCCACAGAUUUUAGGAGUUGGAUGACAGGAGACAGCGUUGAAGACCAAAUAUAGAUUUCAUAAUAUCAUGCCCCUUGUCUGCGAUAACUUUGUCCCAACAAAUCUUGUGUUUGGCAGAAGAUUCAGACACACCUGAUGGUACUCGGGGUGGGCAUACGUGGAGUUGCAGAUCAAAGACCAUCAGUGAAAUCAAGCUGCACCUCGUGGCUUCCACCCGUGUGGGCUGAGGCUCAGCUUUCUCUAGACUUUAGAGGGAUUGAAUGUAACCUGUCAUUAAAACCCAUGUGUCCCAAAUCUAGCCUGAUUCCCGUGUACAGUAUGUCAGGUGGUAUUAAAUUGCAGUAUGUUAAAAAGUAGACAGAGCUGGGCGCGGUGGCUCACUCCUGUAAUCCCAGCACUUUGGGAGGCCGAGGCGGGCAGAUCACGAGGUCAGGAGUUCAAGACCAGCCUGACCAACAUGGUGAAACCCCAUCUCUAUUGAAAAUACAAAAAUGAGCCAGGCCUGGUGGUGGGUGCCUGUAAUCCCAGCUACUCAGGUGGCCGAGGCAGGAGAAUCGCUUGAGCCCUGGAGGUGGAGAUUGCAGUGAGCUGAGAUCAUGCCAUUGCACUCCAGCCUGGGCAACAAGGUCGAGACUCCAUCUCAAAAAAUAAUAAUAAUUCGUUUCUCUAUAGUGAAACGUAGGCAUUGAUUUCUGCUGGUGGACAGCCUGACAGUGAUGCCAUGGACGCAGGAUCAUUUGCAGAAACUUGAGGAUGUCAUUGACAUCAGUCACGCAAUUCUUGCUCUGAUGGACUUGCUAUGUGACCCCGACACGUUGCAUGUGAUAUUGUACUUGCACCGGGCUGCAUGCGAUGUAAGGCUGGUUCUGCUUUAAAGCAUGACCUGGUGCUAAUAUUCGAAUAUAUUGUCCAGUGUUCUGAUCACUGUGACAUUUUUAACAAGAUUAAUGAGUUCUCCCUUUAAAGAUAAGAUACAGAGUAAAAAGGAGCAAAGCUCUUGGGUCCUGCAGAAGUUUUCAUGUGUUAAACCAUCCUUGGGUGCUGACUCUGCACCCUGCUCCACCUAUGGGGAGGCACAGAAAGCAGCUGGGGCCGGUGGGGGGUGCAGAGGCAGUGGUAACAGUAUAGAGCAGGGUGGAGGACACUGCGCUGCUGCAGAGUAAGCCUGGUGAGCAGGAGGAAGGGCCAGGUCCUCCAGGCUCCAGCCCCAAAGGAGAUGGUACCCCUGAGGUCUUCCCAGCACUUCCUUUUGGGGCCACCACCCCUCCAAGUGCUGGUGGUUUGUUCCUGAGCCCCACACCUCCCAUCUUGAAUUGCCCACAGUAUAGUUUAUUGAGCACCUGCUCUGUGCUGGGCACUGGCACAGGUGCCCGGAUAUAGUCAGUGAACAGGUCAUAUUCUGACCCCUGGAGUUUCACCCUGUGAAGCAGACAGACGUGAGACAUGCAGAUUUUAAGACAGCAGGUCAUACUGAGUGCUGAGAGGACAGUAAGCCAGGGACGGGGACCAAUGGAGGCUGAUCCCAGGGCCACCUUCUGGCACGGCACACACUCCUCCUUGCCUUGGCCUCCUGACCUGUCAUUACCACCCAGACUCUUGUCCCUCCUUCCACCCUUUCCACCCUGCCAUGGUGCCACCCAGGAUGCAGGCCAUGGCACCAGGAGCUGGGGCUCCAGUGAUCCACCAGCCUCGGCCUCCCUUCCUGCCCCAGCCGAGUCCUGCGUCCUGUGCCCCCUGCCCUACCUGUCCCAGCCCUCCUCCCCUCCUUGUCCCUUCCUUGUCCCUUGUCCCUCCUUGUCCCUUUCCUCUCCUUCCUUCAAACUCACAUCCCCUCUGGGGUGAGCCUCCGGACUCCCUGGUCCCCUUUUUCUGUCCUUGCUCUGUCAUCUGUCACUCCAACCCUCCUGCCCUCACGAAAGAUGGCAGCUCCCAAGCCGUCCCUUCUCACCACCUUAUUCUUGAUGCUGGUAUCUGCAGUCACACGGAUGACCUGCUACUUUGUCCCCAGCUCUCUUCCUGAUUCCCACAGUCUCUGCUUCUGCACCGCCAUCCGGCAUGCUGGCCCCUUCUCUCGCCCGGUCUGCUCACCUAUUCUCUCCUCUUGUACUCUCUGACCUGGCUGCUCCACCUGACGGAGCCACCUGGGACACAGGUGCUCCCAUCUCAUUCCAAACCCAUGUCCCCAGCCUCCAAAGAACUGGGGCCCUGUUCAGCAUCCCCAUCUCCCACCACUUUCCUGAGACUGCAAAUCAUCAAAAAAGAAAAACCUCUGAAUAUGGUACCGAUCUUCUCCCCUAGAAAUAAAGAUACAUUUAUUAUAGGUUUUGGUUUUGGUAUAUUUUGUACAAGAAAAGAGAAUGCUUUAUUUUUGGAGGUAAGAAUUACUGAUGAGCAACCAUAAACAGUUUUUUAAAGUAGACCUUUUAAAUCAUACUGUGUUUUACAAAAUGUCACCGAGUAUGCUAUGAGAAAUUACUAAUAAAUAUCUGUAUCUGUUUCCA